AUGUUAGCUACAAUUCUAAUUGCCAUUCUAAUUGGAAUUUCGGCAUAUUGCCUAUGGCAUUUAAAUAAAAAUUAUGCGUUGGCCUCUUGGACGCGUAAAAUUAAAACCAUCGAUGGUACACCGGUCGAAAGUAAAGCGGCCGUUGUUGGUGGCUUUUGGGGUAGUAAUUUUGAUUUGUUAUCAAUGAAUUUGGAGGAAUUCUUUGACUAUUCGCGUAUAUUUGCCGAGAACCUCAAACGUAAUUAUAUUCAAUAUUUCCUAUUGACACCGGUUUAUAAUAUUAUUGAUGCUGAGAGCGCCGAACUAGUCUUGAAUGAUUCACGUCUAUUGGCAAAGGGUGUUGUUUAUGAAUUUUUACAUCCAUUUUUAAAAACUGGUCUAUUGACAAGCACCGGCAAGAAAUGGUAUACCCGUCGCCGCCUUUUGACUCCGACAUUCCAUUUCAAUAUUUUACAGCAUUUUAUGGAUACCUUUAAACAUGAAUCAAAGUGUUUUGUGGAUAAUCUUAAAACACUUUUAGAAUCAGGCAAUUCGACGGGGGAGGUGUCACUGAGUGAUGUUAUACCUCGAUUUACACUCAACAAUAUAUGUGAAACUGCAUUGGGUGUACGACUCGAUGAACGUUUGGAUGGCGAUGAAUAUCGCGAACACAUUUCAAAAGUUGAGGAAAUGUUGGUGGAACGUCUCAAGAAUCCUUUAAAUACUUUUGAUUUUAUUUACAAUAACUUUAGUGAUGGUAAACGAUAUUUAAAAGCAAUGGAAAAACUACACGCAUUUUCCAGUGGCAUUAUUGAAAAACGACGAGAACUCUUGGGCGAUGAAUUACAAAAGAUGAACGAGAAUGCUGAACAGGAUCUAGAGGCUAACAUUUAUCGCAAACAACGUUAUGCCAUGCUGGAUAGUUUGUUGCGCGCCGAAAAACAGGGCCUUAUCGAUCAUGCUGGUAUUUGUGAAGAAGUUGACACCUUUAUGUUUGAGGGAUUCGAUACAACAUCAAUGCAUUUAAUAUUUGUUCUAAUGAAUUUCGCUUUAUAUCCGGAAAUGCAAGAGAAAUGUUAUCGGGAAAUCAUCGAGAAUAUUAGCGGUGAUUUAUCAACCGUAGAUAUGUCCGAGCUAAGUAAUCUUAAAUAUUUGGAUUGUUUUAUAAAAGAAACUCAACGUUUGUAUCCCUCCGUGCCGAUUAUAAUACGUGAAACUAUCUCGGAUAUUGUUUUUGCUGAUCAGUUACUAUUCCCCAAAAAUACACAAAUAAAUAUACACAUCUAUGAUAUACAUCGUAAUCCAAAAUAUUAUAAAGAUCCCAAUGCGUUUCGACCGGAAAGAUUUUUCAGCACCGAAGCAGAGCAGAGGCAUCCGUUUGCGUUUAUACCAUUUAGUGCUGGACAAAGGAAUUGUAUUGGACAAAAAUUCGCUAUGCUGGAAAUUAAAACAUUAUUGGUACAUAUCUUGAAAAAUUUCCGCUUGGAACCCAUUACAACACCGGAAUCGUUUCGUUUCUCGGCUGGUCUUUUAUUACGUACAAAUGACAAAGUUAAAAUUAAAAUAAAGAAGAGGGAAACAUUGUAA
This is a messenger RNA of Musca vetustissima, 1566 nucleotides long. Its product is annotated as cytochrome P450 4p1-like. The transcript is spliced from 7 exons. The record is from RefSeq and is a predicted model, not a curated record. NCBI's taxonomy places the organism in Eukaryota, Metazoa, Arthropoda, Insecta, Diptera, Muscidae. Gene Ontology annotation, molecular function: oxidoreductase activity, acting on paired donors, with incorporation or reduction of molecular oxygen; heme binding; iron ion binding. The coding region runs from base 1 to 1566 and encodes 521 amino acids.